AUGGACACUACCGCCUGGAGCCCCACGACCGCCGUCACCCAGGCGCCCCUCGCCCCGCACGAGCGCAUCCGCAAUGCGGCCGACAUCUCCGUCAUCGUCAUCUACUUCGUGGUGGUCAUGGCCGUCGGGCUGUGGGCUAUGUUUUCCACAAACCGUGGGACCGUCGGAGGCUUCUUCCUGGCAGGACGGAGCAUGGUGUGGUGGCCGAUUGGAGCGUCUCUCUUCGCCAGUAACAUCGGAAGCGGCCACUUUGUGGGGCUGGCCGGGACGGGAGCAGCGGCAGGCAUCGCCACCGGGGGCUUUGAGUGGAAUGCCCUGAUUUUGGUGGUUGUGCUGGGCUGGGUGUUUGUCCCCAUUUACAUCAAGGCUGGGGUGGUGACGAUGCCAGAGUACCUGAGGAAGCGAUUCGGAGGCAAACGGAUCCAGAUCUACCUCUCCAUUCUGUCCCUGUUGCUCUACAUUUUCACCAAGAUCUCGGCAGACAUCUUCUCUGGGGCCAUCUUCAUCAACUUGGCCUUGGGCCUGGAUCUGUACCUGGCCAUCUUUCUCUUAUUGGCCAUCACCGGCAUCUACACCAUCACAGGGGGCCUGGCGGCUGUGAUUUACACGGACACCUUGCAGACGGCCAUCAUGCUCGUGGGGUCUUUCAUCCUGACUGGGUUUGCUUUUAACGAAGUGGGAGGGUACGAGGCCUUCAUGGAAAAGUACAUGAACGCCAUCCCGACCAAAGUUUCUGACGGGAACAUCACCAUCAAGAAGGAAUGCUACACCCCCAGGAACGACUCCUUCCACAUCUUCCGAGACCCCCUCAAGGGAGACCUGCCGUGGCCUGGCCUCAUCUUCGGGCUGUCCAUCCUCGCCCUGUGGUACUGGUGCACAGACCAGGUCAUCGUGCAGCGCUGCCUGUCCGCCAAGAACAUGUCCCACGUGAAGGCGGGCUGCGUGAUGUGCGGGUACCUGAAGCUGCUGCCCAUGUUCCUCAUGGUGAUGCCGGGCAUGAUCAGCCGCAUCCUGUACACAGAAAAAAUUGCCUGUGCCCUCCCCUCGGAAUGUGAGAAAUAUUGCGGCACCAAGGUUGGCUGUACCAACAUCGCCUACCCGACCAUGGUGGUGGAGCUCAUGCCCAACGGGCUGCGAGGCCUGAUGCUGUCCGUCAUGCUGGCGUCUCUCAUGAGCUCCCUGACCUCCAUCUUCAACAGCGCCAGCACCCUCUUCACCAUGGACAUCUACACCAAGAUCCGGAAGAGAGCAAACGAGAAAGAGCUCAUGAUCGCAGGAAGAGUGUUCAUCCUGGUGCUGAUUGGCAUCAGUAUCGCCUGGGUGCCCGUCGUGCAGUCCGCACAGAGUGGGCAACUCUUCGACUACAUCCAGUCCAUCACCAGUUACUUGGGACCCCCCAUCGCUGCCGUCUUCCUGCUCGCUAUUUUCUGCAAAAGAGUCAAUGAGCAGGGAGCCUUCUGGGGCCUGAUCAUAGGGUUUCUGAUCGGGGUGUCCCGCAUGAUCGCCGAGUUUGCCUACGGAACCGGGAGCUGCAUGGAGCCUAGCGAGUGCCCCACCAUUAUCUGCGGCGUGCACUACCUGUACUUCGCCAUCAUCCUGUUUGUCGUGUCCAUCAUCAUCAUCCUCCUCGUCUCCCUCUUCACCAAGCCCAUCCCCGAUGUGCACCUCUACCGCCUGUGCUGGAGCCUGCGCAACAGCAAAGAGGAGCGGAUCGACCUGGAUGCCACCGAGGAGGAUGUUGUCGAUGAAGCCCCAGAGGAGACCUUUGAAAUAGAGGCUCCCGAGGAGAAGAGAGGGUGCUGCCGGAAGGCCUACGACAUGUUCUGUGGCCUGGACCAGCAGAAGGGCCCCAAGAUGACCAAGGAGGAGGAGGCCGCCAUGAAGCUGAAGCUCACCGACACGUCCGAGAAGCCGCUGUGGCGGACCGUAGUGAACAUCAACGGCAUCAUCCUGCUGGCCGUGGCCGUCUUCUGCCACGCCUUCUUCGCCUGA
Messenger RNA from Pipistrellus nathusii (Nathusius's pipistrelle), 1992 nucleotides. The record is from the annotation of a GenBank genome assembly. Lineage: Eukaryota; Metazoa; Chordata; Mammalia; Chiroptera; Vespertilionidae.